AUGCUACACCGCUCCGCCCUGGAAGAUGAACCGAGAUCGUUCCACCCUAGACGUCCCUCGGGAUCACUCAUGGAGCCCCCGUCGGCCGCGCCUCCUAAUCGCCCAGCGUCUCGCUCCUCCCGCCCAGCAUCUCGCAACCGAAUGGGAAAGACCUCAGGAGCUAUUACUCCGACAGGACUAGGUAUGGUUACGGAAAACGCGCCAGGUCUCGUUACAGAUGGUUCGUGGGGCAGUAGCCCAAUCAAAGAAGGACUGGGGAGUGUAAACCGCUGGUCGCAGUCCACCGCAUCGAGCAAGGGUCUACCAGAUUAUAUGGGCCAUCGCCGAGGGAGCUCCAAGAUGUCAACUUCGGGACACAGUCCACAACGAGGACCAGCGUUGGGAGAGCUCCCCGAGCUGAGCCUGCCGGACCUGAGAGCCUCGGAGAUGUUUUCCCCCGACUCGAACUCCCACCUCGAUCUUUCGUUCACGGCCUCGAGUCAUUUGUUUAAUAGCUCUUCGCCAAAUGAACAAUAUAAUUCCAGAACUGGGCCGUUUUAUUCUCAAGGCCACGUGUCUCGGCCUAGUGAAGGUGCCAUCUCGUUAGCAGACGGGGAAGCAGAAGCAGAUGGCCGACAGCAUGGUCAGACCCAGAAAGCAAUGCUGUCCAAAGCACUGCAGAAGGCUAACACGGCUGUGCUUUUGGACAAUGCAGCCAACUUUGAAGGCGCAAUGGAAGCUUAUACAGAUGCAUGUCAGCUGCUGCAACUAGUGAUGCUCCGUAGCAAUGGCGGAGAUGAGGAAAAACUUAAACUCCAGGAGAUUCGCGACACCUAUAUAAUACGAAUCACAGAACUUCAGCGCAUGGACUUGCCUCAACCGGAUAGCGAUAGCAAGGCUCUUCCAGAUCGCCCUUUGAGCCAGGAAUCAUACGGCGAAUUGUUCCAAACUUCAGUGAUGGAAGAUUCUCGUAUCCAGAGCCAACAUAGUUCGAAUAACUCAAGCCUUGGGUUCGAUGCGCCAAUAGAAGAUGCCAAACCAUUCCCUUCCGAGUCAACCCCUUCUCGCCGCCAAUCUUUAAGGCCAGGCGUGUUUGAUGACCAACUACGGUCUAUGGCUAUGCCUAGGAAUCCACAGUCUGGUCGAUCUACUCCCGUCAGCUCAGGUGGUAGUGCUGCUUACCAUCAACAAUAUCUGGAGCCCUCUUUGCAGGAAACCAAUGAAUCAACCUCAUGGCUGGAUACAAUUGAUGAGUCCGGCGCAUCCUCGCCGUCAUCUGCGAACUCUAAGGCGUCCUCAGUCUAUCUACGACAGCGCACAAGUCGUCGCAUAAGCACUGACACUGAGGCCGAGUUCGAUGCCGCCCUCGAUGCAGCCGUAGAGGCUGCAUACGAUGAGGGGUUGGAGCCGGUCAUGGAGUACCGAGAGGAAGAGAGUGAUGAUAUCGUGGCAAAUGCGCGCAGAAAUAUUGAGCUGGCUAAGCAGCGAGUUCGUGAAGCGGAGCUCGAGGCAGAGGUUGCCAUGAACCGUGGCCGAGAGAUACGUCGCUUUCAGGAACAGAACAUAUCUGCGAAUCCGGUGGCACGAAAUUCAGACUACCUCGAUGAGGAAGCAGAGGAGGAAGAACGACUGUUAGAAGAGAUGACCAAGGGCUAUGUCAUGGAUGAUUUUGAGUUUGGCAUUCAGUCUAAGUCGGCGCUCCCUCGAGAAUCUGACUCUAGCAACAUGUCUGGCAGAACCUGGGAAAGCUCAGCCGCUUCCAACAUCACGGGUACUGGGGCUAUUCUGUCUACACUGACGGAGGACGAAGACAUCCUGCCCCCUGAUCGGAGACCAGAGCAAACUCCUCUCCCAUCUUCUCCUCCAUCAGUCGCUUUGCCUCCAAUUCCCUCCGAUUUCCCUAGCUUACCGCAACGAGCUUCUCUCUCUCAGCCUCCCCCUCCUCCCGCAAUGGGGCCACCUCCGGUCCCAGGUGUCCGAGCGCGGCGCCUGUCGGGGCAGGAUUCAGGUGAACUGAAGAUCGAAACCGAUGCACGAUCUCGUACCGACUCCAGCAUCUCUGAUCUCGAAUCCUUCACAACCUCCCUAACAAGUCGCCCCCCACCGCCGCCACUUCCCAAAGACGAACCACCCUCAGACCUCUUCAAAACUCCCGCGUCAACUUUUCGAGCCAAUCUGUACCCCUCAAAGCGUAACCCUUCGAUUGGGUCCAUCACGGACCAUACAAACCUCGCCAAGGCCCGCACUCAUGAAGAUGACGAGGCUGGGCUUACCCCUGUACCUGCAGGGCGGACCAUGGGCAAGAUACCGUCUGCUCCAGAUGGCCUGGACAAGUCUGGUUCAAAAGCAUUUCGAUCCCGCAAUGUAUCCGUUCCCAAUCCCGAGACGGCACCCGGCUCUCCCACUACCCCUUGGAGCGGUUCAUUCCCCACUCUAGAUACUCAGAAAGCCAUCAUGAGUGGCAGUGUUCCUGUCAUGCCAACGCCAACUGCUACGUACUUUACACAAAACGGAUUGCCUACCAGUGGCCUCAACCUCUUUGACUGCAAUAUACAUUCUCCCACAGCCUUGGGCUGUCCAAAUCCUCUUGUGGCCAAUGCACCCCUUCCCCUCGAACCGUGUCCAGAGUCAUUUCUCCUUCGUCCCUUCUGGCUUAUGCGGUGUCUGUAUCAGACACUCGCCCACCCCCACGGUGGCUAUUUGUCCGCCAAACUCUUUGUUCCUCGGGAUGCCUGGCGUGUGAAGAAUGUUAAGAUCAAGGCCAUGGAGGAUAAGGUGUCCAAUUGCGACCUCCUGACCGCGGCGCUGUUAAAAUUGGCCCAGGUAGACACCUAUGAUGCCGAUGCCGUGCUAGAAGAAAUGCAAGCGCUUGAGGGUAUUCUUGAUCAGGUUCAAACUACAUUGUCUAAAAAGCUGGGUCACGAUGUCGGCAUUCAGACGUCAAUGCCCCUUUUCAAACCGAAUGCGACAGCAGAAGAUCCCGCUCAUCCGGACCCUCCCCAUUCCAGGACCUCAGGUACUUCGAACAAGUCUUACCUUCCGACUUGGAAACGGCUACGGGCUAAGACCUCUGGGAUCAGUACAACCGCCUCCGCUCCUCCGAGCGUACGGGAGAGCAACAAGGAUAAUCUGACCCUCAACUCUCUUCCCAUGACGUCGGCACCCACCACUCACAUAAAGCGCAAUGUCACUCAACUAGAGUUCUCGGGUCCGCAGGCCAACUAUAUGGGAGCUUUAGCGCGUCUUUUUGAUGCUGCUCAAGUGAUAGAUCAAAUUGCCCAACAAGUUGAGGAUCCCGGACUCAAACACUCAUCGUCAACCCACGUCGGUCUGGAGCUCAGCACACGUCAUGCAGCCGAGUUCUUUGGCUUCUAUGUGUGCCGCUUUGCACUGGCUGAUUUGGGCAUCAUGCUUGAUAAGUUUAUCAAGCGGGGCAGUGAAUGGGUCUUGGGCUAG
This is a messenger RNA of Penicillium pulvis, 3435 nucleotides long. RefSeq lists its product as uncharacterized. The record is from RefSeq and is a predicted model, not a curated record. The transcript is spliced from 3 exons. NCBI's taxonomy places the organism in Eukaryota, Fungi, Ascomycota, Eurotiomycetes, Eurotiales, Aspergillaceae. Bases 1 to 3435 code for a protein of 1144 amino acids.